AUGGAACUUUACGAGAUUCUUAAUAUGGCUGCAGAGCUCAUCGUCAACUCCACAAUUCCUGGAAAGGAGAUCAACCCAACCAAGUGGGUCAUAGUCAUGAUUGACUGCAUAGAUGUGAACCAGAUUCUAAUGAUGUACGGCGAUUGGACAUCUCUCGUCGAAAUACGAGUAGUCUACUCCUUAGUCUACGCCCUCAUCUUCAUCGUCGGCGUCAUUGGCAAUGGUCUGCUAAUAUCAUCAGUUCUCUUGCGAAAGCGCUCUACAGUAGCUAAUGUAUUCCUAGUAAAUCUUGCUGUAUCCGACUUGUUACUAUGCAUCACUGCGGUGCCAAUUACACCCGUAUUGGCAUUUAUGAAAAGAUGGAUGUUCGGACUCGUCUUAUGUAAAAUCGUACCAUCGUGUCAGGCAAUAUCAGUGUUAAUCUCCUCAUGGUGUCUCUGUUACAUUGCCAUAGAUCGUUAUCGAAGCAUAGUGACACCAUUGAAGGAGCCAUGGAAAUUGAAACAUGCUCAGCGACUACUCAUUUGCACCUGGGUUAUGGCAAUGAUUACUUCAUCACCGCUGUACUUUUCACAAUCUCUGAAAACGCUCACUAUGGCCAAUAUCACUCUUUGUGGAGAGUUCUGCGGUGAAUUCAAUUGGGACCAAGAAGAACACACUAAGCUCGUCUACGGUUUCUCAUUACUGGUUGUACAGUUCGUUAUUCCUGCACUAAUCAUGUCAUUUUGUUAUUGGAAAAUUUUACAAAAGGUUCGAGCUGAUUGGAUAGUCGAAGAGGGUUCUAUGUUGACAGCAGCUCAACAAGCUCAGACUGCAGUGCGAAAAAGAAGAGUGAUGUAUGUGCUAAUUCUAAUGGUUGUGGUGUUUAUGGCAAGUUGGUUACCAUUGUCAGCCGUCAACUUGAUAAAGGAUCUAGAGAUUCCUUUGAUAUUAGAACAGAUGUACUUCAAACUACUCAAUGUACAUGCAAUCGCAAUGACGUCAGUGGUAUGGAAUCCAUUGCUGUACUUCUGGAUGAGUAAGCGACAUCGUCGAGCUUUGAAGGACGACAUGACCUGGCUGACAAAUGUUCGAAGGCAUACGAAUGUUGGAGUACUGUCACGGUUCACACCGUCUCCUUCAGUGUCGCUGGUGUACCGACGGACACUUGAGCGGCAUUUAGGCGUCCAUAACUUUAGACGAGGAACGCUUGCGGAUCCAACGUGUAUGUCUCGAGAACGAGCACAAGCUGAUCUGCACUCAAACUGUUUCCUACUCGUACCACUCAUGCCAUUAUGUCAGUCGGUCUCGCGAAGAAAUAGUCAUCUUUCCACAGAUGAUCCAAGAAGGCCUCUAUCCAAGCAAAACAGUAGAAAAACAAGUGCUGCAUCGAUAGCCAUGACCAAAAAGAGGUGA
Messenger RNA from Cylicocyclus nassatus, 1395 nucleotides. Lineage: Eukaryota; Metazoa; Nematoda; Chromadorea; Rhabditida; Strongylidae. The record is from the annotation of a GenBank genome assembly.